UAUGGCACCUUGGUGUCCAGCCUGCAAGUCUUUCAAGGAAGUCUGGUCAGAGUUUGCUGGGUGGGGACAUGACCUUGACAUCUCUGUGGGUGUUAUUGAUGUUACUGAAAAUCCAGGUCUCAGUGGCAGGUUUUUGGUUACCUCCCUUCCCACACUUUAUCAUAUUAAAGAUGGGAAAUUCCGCCAGUAUGCUGGGGCCAGAAAAACAACUGAUCUGAUAGCUCUGAUUGAUGAAAAGAAGUGGAAUGAGAUCGAGCCGGUGGCCUGGUACAGAUCCCCCAGCUCUUUUCAAAUGGGAAUUAUCGGAAAUUUCUUUACUGCUGCUAUGUUUAUAAGGGGUGUCUACAGCACUAUGACAGAUACAUAUGGGAUCCCAGAGUGGUUAUGUUACGUCUUGUUUGCGAUUCUCACCAUUGCUACUGGAUUAGUACUGGGACUGAUGCUGGUGCUCUGUUGUGACAACUUUUUCCCUUCCAAGUACAUCCCUCUACCUCCUGAACGUAUUGCCCAUACACCCAAGGAUGACCCCACUGAUGAUGACGACAUUAUAGAUGACACAGAUGAGAAGAAGAAGUUACUCAAGGUCAUCAAGCCCACAACCCCUGCAUCUGCCUCGAAAGAUACCCCAGACUUGAGGAAAAGACAACCUCGUACUGAUGAAUGAACUAUGACAGCAUUAGUUUUUUUCUCUUCUUUUUGAAUUGGAAUUGAUUGUGUGUUAAAAGUUUUAUAUCCAUAAUUGUGUACUUAUUUAAUUGAAUUGGGGUUGAAUACUUGCUUUUGAAUGCAGGUUGACUAUCUACUUUAUUUGAUUUUAAUUUGUGAAAUCCAGUAAUUCUGGAAAAUGAAUUGAACACAAAAUCUUAAAAUUUUAAAUUAAACUUGAUAAAAAUAACCACCUGAAUUUAAAAUUAAUCGAAAACAGAUGUUUUAUUAUUGUUUAUUUUUACAUUUUAAUUUUCAGGAUUUUAUUUAAGUUUAGGUGUUAAAAGCAGCUCUACAUUUUUGUGACAGAGCUUGAGAAAUGCUUUUGUUGGUUUUGAAAUACAAAGGACCAUUACACACACACAGAGACUUUUAUACCUUGCAGCUUCAGUGUAUAUCUGUGCUGGAAUAGUAGAACUUUCAUACAUCUCAUUUGUAACACUUGAAGAAGAGUGACUGGUGCGGUAAAUGUACGAUGGGUAAAUUACAUUUGUGAGUGAGCACUUCAAUGUUCAAUGAAUUUAUGGAGAGAUAUUUAUAGGACUCUGUUGUUUUUAUCAUUCAAAGAUGUAGAUUUUAAGACCAUGUUCAGAGAUUUGAAAUCUCUUUGCAUAUCCAAUGGUUUUACGAUUUUUUUGGGGGUGUUCAGUUUUAAUUUAGUGCUUGUGAGACCUCUUAUCAUUUGUUAUCAUUGAGCUAUAAACAUUUAAGGGUGUAUACAUUUGUGUAUCAUAGCUGCAUGAAGUGGUAUUUACAUUCCUUCACUGUUAUGAAUUUUUAGCCACAUUUUAAAUUACUGCCUGAACUAACGAUGGUCUUCGUGCUUUUGGUGAAUUUCUUUUUAUUUAAAAAAUUUGUCUGGACAAGAAUUUUAUGACAUUGUAUUUCAAUAUCUGUAAGAUAUUUAUGAAAUAUUUUAAUAUAUGUGAGGUAUUUAUGAAAUAUAUUCUAAUAUCUGUAAGAUAUUCCUGAAAUGUUUUAAUAUCUGUAGGAUAUUUAUGAAAUACAUUUUAAUAUCUGUAAGAUAUUUAUAAAAUAUAUUAAUAUCUGGAGGCUAUUUAUGAAAUAUAUCUUAAUGUCUGUGAGACACUUAUUUCUAUAUUCAUUUGUAAUGUUUAUCAAAUUGCUUCCCUUACCCAUAUUUACUUGACUGGAAAAACUAUCGCACUUCUUUAAGAUCAUUAGGCUUUUGUACUGAGAAUAGUUCUGUAAAUAGGUUAUUAAUACCUCCAAGAUUGCCUGAGGGGCUUUAUUGAGGGCUCUGCUGGUGUGGCUGCUAAUCUCGCACUGUGAUACACGCAGACUAAAAAAAUACAUUGAGACAAUACUAUAAUGCUCUGGUAACUACCAUCAAGAAACCGCAUUUUUAUUACUGUUGGCCGAAUUUGAUAGACGAAAAAGAUAAAUUGAUGUUUUGAUUUCAUUUAUAAACAAAGGACAAGUGUUAUCAU
Messenger RNA from Physella acuta, 2156 nucleotides. Its product is annotated as thioredoxin-related transmembrane protein 1. The record is from RefSeq and is a predicted model, not a curated record. Gene Ontology annotation, molecular function: disulfide oxidoreductase activity. Lineage: Eukaryota; Metazoa; Mollusca; Gastropoda; Physidae. Gene Ontology annotation, cellular component: endomembrane system.